UAUUAGUUUAAUUCCAAUGAAGUGUAUCAAUAAUUCAAUCUGAUCAAAAUCUCAAGUGGACUAGAUUGGCUCAAUUAAGAGAUCAGGCAACUUUUAUAAUUAAUAUAAAGUUUGGAUACUAACUCCGAAUUAUAACUUUCUUUGUGGGUCGUUAUUAGUUUCAGUUCCAACGAAGUGAAUCUGAUCAGAACUCAAAAGUCAAAACUCUUCUGAUUAGAUCUGCAAUGGCGGAAGCUUCUAACUCCGACACCGGCAAAGAGAGUCCGACAUUCAAAAUCCGAAGACUGGAGAUCUCCGACAAGAGAAAAGGAUACAUGGAGCUUCUCGGUCAACUCACCGUCACGGGAUCACUCACCGACGAAGAAUUCGAUCGGCGGUUCCAAGAGAUCAGCUCGUACGGAGACGACCACUUGAUCUGCGUGAUCGAAGACGAGUCCUCCGGCAAAAUCGCGGCGACGGGGAGCGUGGUGAUAGAGAAGAAGUUCCUGAGGAGCUGCGGGAAAGUCGGGCACAUCGAGGACGUCGUCGUGGACUCUGAGUUUCGCGGGAAGCAUCUUGGGAAGAGAGUGGUGGAGUUUCUGACGGAUCAUAGCAGAGAGAUGGGUUGCUACAAGGUGAUUCUUGAUUGUAGCGUGGAGAAGAAAGUGUUUUAUGAGAAGUGUGGGAUGUUCAAUAGAGGGAUUCAGAUGUCUAAGUACUUCGAUUGAUUGAAACUCUCUUCUUGUUUUUUGCCUUGUCUUUAUAUCAAAGUCUGUGUCUUUAAUGUGAUAACACUUUGAUAAACACACAAAAUAAGAUAAAAGGUUUGGACUU
Molecule: messenger RNA, 813 nt
Organism: Brassica napus (rape)
Lineage: Eukaryota; Viridiplantae; Streptophyta; Magnoliopsida; Brassicales; Brassicaceae
Product: glucosamine 6-phosphate N-acetyltransferase
Exons: 1
Coding region: 225-707 (160 amino acids)
Biological process (GO): UDP-N-acetylglucosamine biosynthetic process
Cellular component (GO): endoplasmic reticulum-Golgi intermediate compartment; endoplasmic reticulum; Golgi apparatus
Molecular function (GO): monosaccharide binding; glucosamine 6-phosphate N-acetyltransferase activity
Source: RefSeq, a predicted model, not a curated record